AUGAAACAUAUUGGUAGAAUUGUAUCAUUCCCAAUUGGUUUAGUUUUAAUCGCAGUUGGUAUUAUUAUUUUUGUAGUUGUUAAUCGUACAAUUAAAGAUGAAUUUAAAAAAGCAGCCGUUGUAAUUCCAGAUAAUGGUGCAGAAGAAAUUGUUGAUCCAUGGGUUCGUUUCAUUGGAAAUGAAGGAGAUCCAAACAAUGUUAGAACCUAUACCUUUAUGGCAUAUAAUUUAACCAAUCCAAUUGAAACCAUGCAAGGUCAUUUACCAAAAUAUCAAGAAGUUGGUCCAUACAGUUACAAUUACAUCUAUGAACGUAUCAAUGCAAACCUCUAUGAAGAUGAUGAAAAAUUAAGUUUCAAACUUUGGAAACGUUAUUUCCCAAUUGUUGCUGAUGGUUAUAGAGAUCCAACCAAAGAUACUAUCUAUCAUUUCAAUUUAGUAUAUGGUGCUGCCGUUAAACAAGCAGGUAGUGAAGUUGCACUUUCAGUAGCUUUAACAGCAGCUGCAAUGGGUAAAAUUAUCACUGGUCUCACUGACCCAAGCUUUAAAGUUAAAGCUGGUUUCGCUGCUGCACCAACAGUUACUGCUGGAGCUUUUUCAAAUCUUUUAACUGCAGCUGGUAAUGACCCAGCUACUGCAUGUGGACUUUGGCAAACUAGUACUAGUUCCAGUACUCCAUUAGUUCCAUUUUCUGUACCAAUUAUUGCUGGUAGUCCAUCAGAUAUAAGUCAAGCUCAAUGUCAAGCAUUAUUUGAUCCAUCAAAUAAAUUCUCUUUAACUGAUCCAACAAAUGUAGGUGUCUACCUUUUAAAUCCAGCUGGAUCCAAAGCUGCAUUAUUAGCUUCACCAUUUGGUUUAACUAGUGUUCAAGCUGAUUUAAUUAUGAAAUAUCAAUUAGCAUUAACAUCAACUUUUGUACCAACAACUCUUGUUUCUAGAUUUGCUGAAUGCUCUGAUCCAAAAACUUGUACUAAUAAUCCACUUUACUUUGGUCUUUUACAAUGGGCUAAAAAUCCAAGUCUUCUUGGGCAAUCAGUUUUCGCAAUUCCAAAUUCAGGUGUUCCAGCAGCACCAGAGUUUGGUAUUUAUACAAGUAGUGAACUCAGUUUAACAAAAGCAGGAUCACUUUUCCUAAAUACUUCAACUAUUAAUCUCAUUACACCAACUAGUAUUGGUACAAUUUUAGUUUAUGGACAAAAACUUAAAGCUGAUCCAACAUCAAUUCCACCAGCCCUCUAUGCACCAUUCUCAAGUGGAGAGUUUGAUGCAAUCGUCAAAUAUACUGGAUAUAUUAUGGCAGCAUUUGUAGAUGGAGAUAUUAUUAAGAAUCAAAUUUUCAAAGAUUAUCAAGGUGGUCCAAUCGUUAAACAUACUGUUCACGAUUUCCUCUUCAACUCAACCGAUCCAUUAUUGAAAUUGAUGUAUCCAGAUACUCCAAGCGCAUGGGUAUCAAGUCCACUCGACAAUAUUCAAGAUGUUAAAGUUGCCAAUGCUACUUUACACACUGAUGAAAUCUAUACAGGUGUUGGUGAUAUUGAUUUAGUUUCAUCUCCAAUCACAUUCGAAGGUGAAGAAGAAUUAAACUAUAACAAAAAAAUUAAAGUUAGUGGUUCAUUCGCUGAACAAUUACCACCAUCAUAUCUCUCCAAAGAUCCAGAAGCACCAGUUAAUGUCUUUACUGAUGAAUUUGCAAGAUCACUUUCAUUCAGAAAGGAAGUUGGUGGUAACUUUGGUGGUAUUCCAUACUAUCGUUAUAGAAUCAAUGAAUCCAAUUGGGAAAUUAAUCCAGACUAUUUCCAAACCAUUCCAUAUCUUUUAAAUCUUACAAGCAUUAAAAGUGGUGCUCCAGCCUAUCUUAGCAGACCAAGAUUAAAGGGUAUCGAUGUUGGUUAUUAUUAUAAAGCUGGUAUCACCGAUUUAAUCAAUGAUGAUGAAGAUCUCGACGUUUUCGCCGAUUAUGAACCACGUUCUGGUAAAGCUAUUCACGGUCGUUACUCACUUCAAGUAAAUACCUACAUUCAAGGUUCUGAUGGAACUAACUCUACUCUCUACAAUAAAUACUCUGCUUUCCGUUCUGAUGUUGUUCAUCCAAUGUUUUGGGGUGUCAAUAUCAUCGCAGCCACUCAAGAACAAAUUGAUAUCCUUACCAAAGCCUAUAAAGUUGAUUCCUUCCGUUAUGCCAUCACUGUUAUUUUAAUUGUUGUUGGUGGUUUCUUAUCUUUAAUUUCUGGUGGUCUCUUUGUACUUGAUAAAAUAAUCGAUUUGUAA
This is a messenger RNA of Dictyostelium discoideum AX4, 2268 nucleotides long. RefSeq lists its product as hypothetical. NCBI's taxonomy places the organism in Eukaryota, Evosea, Eumycetozoa, Dictyosteliales, Dictyosteliaceae. The coding region runs from base 1 to 2268 and encodes 755 amino acids. The record is from RefSeq and is a predicted model, not a curated record. Gene Ontology annotation, cellular component: lysosomal membrane; membrane. The transcript is spliced from 2 exons. Gene Ontology annotation, biological process: vesicle-mediated transport.